Messenger RNA from Leptopilina heterotoma, 1223 nucleotides. RefSeq names its product odorant receptor 67c-like. Gene Ontology annotation, cellular component: plasma membrane. The record is from RefSeq and is a predicted model, not a curated record. Lineage: Eukaryota; Metazoa; Arthropoda; Insecta; Hymenoptera; Figitidae. Bases 1 to 1149 code for a protein of 382 amino acids. Gene Ontology annotation, biological process: detection of chemical stimulus involved in sensory perception of smell; sensory perception of smell. The transcript is spliced from 8 exons. Gene Ontology annotation, molecular function: odorant binding; olfactory receptor activity.
AUGCAGACUUUACAUAAUGCGAAUACAGAAUUAAUAGGACUCAAAGAUUCUAAGAAUGUAAGAGAAUUUGCACACAUCUUCGGUUGUGUUUCUUUCCAUACUACUGGACUUGUUAAAUGGUUAUAUUGUAUGUGGAAAAUAGACGAAAUCACAAAUCUUAUUAAUAUGCUUUAUAAAUGUCAUUGUUACGCAUUGGAAAUCUGCCACACAGAUGAAGAUAAGGAAAUUUUGCAUAAGGAAAUGAAAGUGGCAAAGAGAAUAACAAGUUUAUUUGCCUACUAUUGGCCGCCAAUUGGAGUUGGCGCUGUGCUUCAUUAUUGUUUCAAUCCAAUUUCAUUUCGACUUUAUGAAAUUCAUGUACAACAGCACGAUGGUAAUGUGGUGCCAAAAAUACUUCCAUUUUCAGGAUGGUUUCCAUGGGACGAAUAUGAAUAUUAUGGAUGGUCAUAUUUUUCUCAAAUCAGUGGUGUUAUUGGUUGUUGUAUGGGUAGUAUAUGCUACGAUCAAUUAUACGUUUCUUCGCUAGUGAUUAUUUGUUCGUAUUUAAAAUUUCUCAGUAAAGCACUGCCAGCAGAUUUCAAUAGGUAUUCAAAUUUUCAAACUAUACUCCUUUUUUUGUUUUCAAAUUUUGAAAGACGAUUGAAAAAUUGUGUGAAUCUACAUAAGGAAGUUCUAAGUUAUGUUGAAAAUUUAGAAAAUAUUGGAAGUCCGUGUAUGUUUUUGCAAUGCGUGCAAAAUAUUGUCAUCCUUUGCUUGUGUUCAUUUGAAGCAGCAACACUUCAAAUUACACCUGACAUAGAAUGCGUUGUGCAAGUACUAAACUUGAUAGAAUUCGCUAUGGGGGUAACGGUGCAAUUAUUUUUCUUCUGCUUCGUUGCCAGCGAUAUUUCAAAACUGGGUUUAGACGUAUCAGAUGCUGUAUAUUCCUGCGAAUGGUUUUCCACUUACGAUACUCUAGAUUAUAAAAAUUGCAAAAAGCAAAAAAAUCAUGUUAUAAAGUAUGCUGUGUUAAUAAUGACAGUUCGUGCUCAACGUCCGAUAUCUUUAACCGGAGGACCAUUUUAUAUUCUUUCGCUAGAAACAUUUAAGUCCAUUGUCGGUCUAGCAAUUUCGAAUUCGGUAGUGUUAAGUCAAACUUAUAAAACAUAAACUGUACAUUUACUUUUUCCAAUUGCCUAACGCUCUUAAGAUGUAUUAUUAUUAAUCCAUUUUUCCUCUACUUG